[Torrubiella] hemipterigena is the source of this 2211-nucleotide messenger RNA. Lineage: Eukaryota; Fungi; Ascomycota; Sordariomycetes; Hypocreales; Clavicipitaceae. The record is from the annotation of a GenBank genome assembly.
AUGGCUGAUACCAAACGAGGCUGGAUCAACCACGUAAGAAAUUCACGUCCGGAUUCACGUCCGGAAGCCUCUGACCGCAGCUUCACAUGCCCGGUCUGUGCCGCCGACGUUGCGCCGGAUAUCGAUGCCUUCAGGCAGCACAUUCGCAAUGAUGGCCAGAAGCACGCCGCCCUUGUGGGUGACGCCGACAUUGAACAGGCGUUUAGGAAGAUGACGCUCUCGCCAAAGUUACAGCCUUCUGCUAUGGCUUCUCGUGAUGGAUCUUUUCCUUCUCCUGGGCACAUCGGCAAGAAAAAGUCCAUGUCCCAUUCGCAAGAUUGGAACAACGACAAGGCAGUAGCUGCUGCCAACGCCAACAGGCACGCACGAAGGAUGCAGCCGUCCUCCGUAGCCUCCAAGGAAAAGGCCAUGGCUACCCCGCCAACCUCGCCCCGAAAGUCUCAUGCCCGGCCAAAAACGACAAAUUCAGACUUUGAUCGUCGCAUAGAUGGAAAGAAACCUGCAGUUCGCGAGUUGUGGAAGGCGACGGAUGCCCAGCCGCCAAAACAGCCGCCGAAACAACCGCCGUCUCAGCGUAAAGCUCUGGACCGCGCCGCUCAACAAGUUCCACAGAGACCCGGCACAGAUGGCCCGUCUUCCUCUCAGGCCGAAGAAAACCCUUCUGGAUCUCUGUUCCGUCAGCUGCCUGCAUCUGUCAUCUCUCAAGAGCAGCUUAUAGCUGAAGUACGGGGCAUUUACGCCGGCUUAGUGAUGGUAGAGUCAAAAUGUAUAGAGGUUGCCAAUGUGCAAUCUGUAUAUAAAAGCUCAUCAGCAACGUUGACCAGCGAGCAAUGGCAGGCUUUGAUAGCGCUUCAUCGAACCUUGCUCCAUGAACACCAUGACUUUUUCCUGGCAAGCCAACACCCGUCGGCUGGAGAAUCGCUUCGACGCCUGGCGACCAAAUACGCGAUGCCCGCUCGUAUGUGGCGCCAUGGAAUUCACUCCUUCCUCGAACUACUCCGCUUCAAACUUCCAGAGUCGCUCGAUUUUAUGCUUUCCUUUAUUUACCUGGCCUACACGAAUACCGCACUGCUCUAUGAGACCAUCCCGGCCUUCGAGGACACUUGGAUAGAGUGUCUAGGAGAUCUGGCUAGAUAUAGAAUGGCUAUUGAAGAUGAGGAUAUUCGUGACAGAGAGACCUGGACGGGUGUAGCACGUGGCUGGUAUUUGAAGGCUUCAAACAAUCUCCCUACAACCGGGAGAUUGUACCACCAUUUGGCCAUCUUGGCCCGCCCAAAUGCUCUGCAGCAAUUGUUUUAUUAUGCCAAAUCAUUUUGCGUAGCCACUCCCUUUCCUAGCGCACGGGAGAGCAUAAUGACGCUGUUUGAACCAGUGUUUAGCUAUAAGGCGCCGCAUUUGUUAGACAUUGAUGCCGAGUUCAUCACCGUCCACGGUGUUUUGUUUUGUGGAAAGCAUGAGGAUCGAUUGGGUCCUGCUAUGGACAAGUUCAUUGAGCUGCUCCCUGAUAGAAUCAUCGAAAUUGAUCAGGGUUGGUUCAAGGCUGGGUACCAUGUUGGAAUUGCUUUAACAUGCUCCCUCUUGGGGUAUGGCGAGGCAAGCAACAUGCUGAUGAAGGUGAUUGCCAAACCCCAAUCAGAUGCAACCACGGAAGAGCCGAGCAUGGAACAAGAAGCUACGCAGCGUAGCAGUCCUGAAGUUUUCAACCACGCAUUGGACUUUACCAUCAGAAUCUUCAGCCUUCUUAUUGACCGAAAAGAGGAUGAAAGCGUCUUAUCAUUCUUACACACCAUCUUUACCUUUUUACACUGCAUGUCUGGUUACGAGGAGGCUCUUGCGCCGUUUGAGACCAAAUUUCCUUGGGACCAUACGUCCGACUUUCUAAACCGCCUCUUGCAGCAGUGUGUAAAGGGCGAGUUUAAACCCCGCCUCGACACAGCGGUAUUCCCAGGCCCGUUUGCGAACGAGAAGAAAAAGAGACCACUGCCAGAAGAUUUUGCUAUGCGCGGACUUCUCUUUUCGGAGACAUAUUACCCUACCGGUUGGUUUGAGGACCAUGGUAUGGAAGAGAAUGAGAAGUACUUUGAACCUCCAUCCCUGGCCAUGUUAAGACGAGAACGGAUUUUGUGGAUUGGCAAGCGCAUUGCUAGUAGAAGCAAGCGACUGAAUUGGGACGACACGAAUGGCAAGUUUUUGAUUCCUAGUGCGGCGUGA